This is a messenger RNA of Puccinia triticina, 1842 nucleotides long. RefSeq lists its product as uncharacterized. Gene Ontology annotation, molecular function: oxidoreductase activity, acting on NAD(P)H; flavin adenine dinucleotide binding; 2 iron, 2 sulfur cluster binding. Gene Ontology annotation, cellular component: cytoplasm. The record is from RefSeq and is a predicted model, not a curated record. The coding region runs from base 1 to 1842 and encodes 613 amino acids. The transcript has 7 exons. NCBI's taxonomy places the organism in Eukaryota, Fungi, Basidiomycota, Pucciniomycetes, Pucciniales, Pucciniaceae.
AUGACUGCCUUCCGAAUCGUAGCGUUUCCGUAUCCGAAGAAUUGGAAGAGAGCCUCGACUUGCCAUUUGCGAGCAUACACUGCCCGACUGCAACCUCCUUCCGCCAGAAAAGGGCUCCCUUCAACCUCCUUCUCGCGCUUCUCGACCACCACUUCCGCAUUAGCUCUCAACAUGCGUCUCGAGGCUGGAAAGUUGUCGGAAUGGCAAGAUGGCAUGAUGAAAGAAAUUCCUCUGGACCCUCAGGCGGACAAGUCACCCAAGGUGCUUGUAUCCAAAGUCAUGGGCAAAAUUCACGCCACCUCGUCACGAUGUACCCAUUAUGGCGCAUCUCUGAUCAACGGAGUCUUGGCUUCCGACGGCUGUUUGACCUGUCCUUGGCAUGGGGCCAAAUUCUCGGUUUGUAAGGAUGGUGACAUCGAGGAUGCACCAGGCUUGAACGCUUUACAGUCGUUCAAGGUCGUGAUCGAGGACGACGGUGUAUUUGUUGAAGUCGAUCCUGAACUCGUCAAGGCGACAGAAUUCGGUCGGACACCUGCAAAAUGCAGAUCGACCGGCCAAAAAGCGAGCAAUCAACCAGGGGUAGUGGUCAUCGGGGGUGGAUCCGGCGGCCAUUAUUUCGUCGAAGAGAUCAGAAGGCUCAACUACAACGGGAGCGUUACCCUGAUUAGCCAAGAGCCCAACUUACCGAUUGACAGAACUAAAUUAUCUAAAGCUUUAAUCACCGAUCCCAAAAAAAUUGCAUUCCGAGAUGAAGCGUUCUACCGUGACACGGAAAUAGAUCUCCAGAUCGGCAAGACCGUAAAUAAAAUUGACUUGGAAGGUCAAUCGGUAAGCUUAUCGGAUGGCUCCACCAUCAAAUAUUCAAAAUUGGUGGUUGCGACGGGUGGAAUCCCACGAAAAUUGCCCUUAGACGGAGCCGACCUCGAGGGCAUCAGCGUCAUGCGAGCAAUUCCGGACGCUCAAAAGAUCCAGUCCCUGUUGUCCGGCGCCAGUCCCGACAAGAAGAAAACGAUCGCUCUUAUUGGAUCAAGUUUUAUUUCCAUGGAGCUGGCGAUCUGUGCAGCCAAGAAGGAGAAUGUCGAAGUACAUGUGAUUGGAAUGGAUAAAAUCCCCUUGGCAAAGAUUCUAGGCGACAAGAUCGGGAACGGGAUUAAAAAAUCACACGAAAAAAACGGCGUUGUAUUCCACCUGGAAGCCAGUCUAGAGAAAUUCGUGCCCUCUGAAUCUAACCCUUCUCAUGUCGGAGGAGUGGCCUUGAAGGGAGGCGAAGUAGUCAAGUGUGACGGUGUGGUACUCGGGGUGGGGGUUAUGCCUAACACUGAUCUGCUCAAGGCGGCAGGUAUAGCCUUGGAAAAAGACGGUAGUGUGGUGGUUGACGAAUAUCUACGAAUCAAAGACUCGAAAGCUCGGAACACGAUCUACGCCAUCGGAGAUAUUGCCAAAUACCCCGAUUUAUUGACUGACGGAGCGUUGGUCAGAAUUGAGCACUGGAAUGUCGCAGGCAACCACGCUCGGGCUGCAGCAAAGAACAUUGUUCAAGAGCAAAAGUCAGAAUCGUUGGUAGCUUUUACUAAACCGGCCAUUUUCUGGUCAGCGCAAGGUGAACAGUUACGAUACGUCGGAACCGGAAAGGCUUCUCAAUGGGAAGACGUGAUCAUAGACGGAAGUGCCGAUGAUCUCAAUUUCGUAGCAUACUACUACAAAGGCGAUGAGGUCGUAGCGAUUGCGACCAUGAAAAAAGAUCCCAUGAUGGUUCAAGCAGCUGAGCUUUUUGCUCGCAAGAAAUUUCCGUCCGUGUCGGAGAUUCGCAAGGGCAUGAACUUGAUGUCACUCAAGCUGUAA